Diospyros lotus (date-plum) is the source of this 2288-nucleotide messenger RNA. RefSeq lists its product as uncharacterized. Gene Ontology annotation, molecular function: protein binding. NCBI's taxonomy places the organism in Eukaryota, Viridiplantae, Streptophyta, Magnoliopsida, Ericales, Ebenaceae. The record is from RefSeq and is a predicted model, not a curated record. The coding region runs from base 323 to 1966 and encodes 547 amino acids. The transcript has 3 exons.
GAGAGAGAGAGAGAAUCCGUGAUGCCAGCUAUGAAGUUGAGGGAUGAAAGCUUUGGCUGAGGUCAAAGCUGGCCAAUUUCCUCUCUCUCUCUUGCUGUCUCUCUCUCUCUCUUCGCUCCUCUCCUCUCCACCAUCUGAUCACGCCACCCCUCCUCUUCCCUUUCGCAUUUACACACCCCCUCUCUCACCCCCCUCAAAGCAAUGGAAAAUGUUUGAUCUAAAGAGAGAGAGAGAAUUGCUUCAGGAAUGAUCUGAUACACAUAGAUAGAUAGAUAGAGAAAAAACAGCUGAUAUUUGAUCCUUUUAAUUUGCAGCAGCCUCCAUGGCCCUAUCUCCAUCUCCGCCUGCGAGACACAACCACUGGUGGCUUACCAACAGAAUGGUGGUGGAUAAGUACGUGAAGGAAGCGAGGAUCCUGAUCGGGAGCCGGGAGGAGAGCGCGAUCGCCUCGGCUCUUUCCCUCCUCGACGCGGCUCUCGCCAUCGCCCCUCGCCAGGAGCUGGCGCUGGAGUUGAAAGCUCGUUCGCUUCUUUAUCUCCGGCGCUUCAAGGACGUCGCCGACAUGCUACAAGAGUACAUUCCCAGCCUCAACUCGUUGGCCGCCGCCAAUGAUGCUUCCUCCUCGCCGUCGUCGACGGCGUCUCUCGCCUGCUCCGACAACUCGUGUCAGCCACUGUCCAGAGACCGAGUGAAGCUUCUCACCGGCGAGUCGCCGGACGUGCAGCAUCCCUCUUGCAAGUGCUUCUCCGUGUCGGACUUGAAGAAGCUGCUCAUUUCUCGCCUCUGCGGAAAACGUGAAGGGGAAGGGCAAUGGAGGUACUUGGUGCUGGGCCAAGCGUGUUGCCACCUGGGCCUAAUGGAGGACGCCAUGCUCCUCCUCCAGACCGGAAAGCGCCUCGCCACCGCCGCAUUCCGUCGCGAAAGCGUCUGCUUGUCCGACGAUAGCUUCUCCUUCUCCGCCGAAACCGUCACCUUCACCCUCACCCACACCCACCCCCCUCAAACCCCUCCGAUGACCGAGUCCGAGUGCAUCGUCCACCUGCUCGGCCACAUUAAGCUCCUCCUCCGCCGCAAGACUGCCGCAAUCGCCGCCCUCGACGCUGGGCUCUACUCCGAGGCCGCCAGGUACUUCUCCAAGAUCGUCGACGGCCGCCGUGGAGCUCCCCAGGCCUUUCUAGCCGAAUGCUACCUGCACCGGGCAACCGCUUACAGAUCCUCAGGCCGAAUUGCCGACUCCAUUGCGGACUGUAAUCGAGCCUUGGCUUUAGAACCGGCCCGCAUUGAGGCCCUCACUACCAGGGCCUCACUCUUCGAAGCCAUCCGAUGCCUGCCCGAUUCGCUUCACGACCUUGAAUACUUGAAACUUCUAUACAGUUCGAUUCUGCGAGAUCGGAAACUCCCGGGCCCGGCAUGGAAGCAACACAAUGUCCAAUACAGGGAAGUUCCCGGGAAGCUCUAUGCAUUGGCAGCAAAGAUUCAGGAACUGAAGGAGAGGAUCGGUUUAGGGGAAAUUGGGAAUUUGGAUUAUUACGCAUUGAUGGGGUUGAGACGAGGAUGCUCGCGAUCAGAGUUGGAGAGAGCCCAUUUGUUGCUGACCUUGAAGCACAAGCCCGAUAAAGCUACUAGCUUUGUGGAUCGGUGUGAUUUCGCAGACGAGCGAAGUGUUGAUUCAGCAAGAGACAGAGCGAGAAUGUCGGCCUUGUCGCUUUAUCGGUGGAUUCAGAAGGGUUACUCGAGUGUAAUGACGACGAUCAUGGAUGAAGAAGCGGCGGAGAAGCAGAGGAAGAAAGCUCAACAAACCAAACCAGAAGCUGAAUUGCCCAUGGCAGCAAGUGAAUCAUCAUCAUCGGUGUUUCAAGGUGUGUUUUGCUGGGACAUUGCGGCGCCGGUCGGGAGUGGUUUGAUGAUUCCUCAGGUUGGAUUCAACCGUCCGAUCCCAGUCAAGUACGAGGCCUUAAGCUGUUGAUCAUGAUGCCUUGCAUACCCAUCAUCUUCAACAUCAGGAUUCGAUCGUGUUUAUGCGAUGGGAAAGUUUUUGCCAUUAUGCCUGCAGCUGAGAAAAUUUUGCCUCCGAUUUUCAUAUUCUCAGCUCAGGCAUGUACAGUGUCUUGUCCGGUCCCUGCAAACUGCCUUAUCCUCUUCUGAUUCGAUCUUCCAGUAGCAACAAUUCAACCAAUUAAACCCAGUGAAUUAUACCGCAAUAGUUCAGUUCUUUAGAAACAAUUAAACAAAUAUUUUCUCAAUUAUCUCUUACUGGUUUGCUUGAGAGAUGAUUCUAAACCAGUGAU